GUUGCUGUCAUGUGCUAUAGUACGCUGAAGGAGACUACCAGAAACAUUUCAACAUUCGUUGUUUGGAACGGAACGCAGAGAUGAAAAAGCUGCCUUAACAUGGCUCAUUAUCAAACGUUAGUCAGUUUGCUUGUUGUGGUUAUCAUGUACCCGCUAAUGGAUGAAUGUAGAACUCCUGCAGACGACCAUUCUGAGGGUCGACGCCAUUCGUCGUUGCGGGGAAUUAAUAUACCGUGUCUGCGCCCUUGUCUUUGGGAUACCCGACAUCAGCAGAAGCGAAAGGUAUGUAUGCAGUAAUUAUGUAAUUUUGAGAGCGAAUUUAAGCUGAGCAACAUAAGAAAGGCCAUUGCUAUGCGAUACACAGAAUUGGUGAAGCAACACCCAAGCAUCCGCUUCUGCGGGGAUCGACGGACGACAUCCUGUUCAUAUGGGUGAACAUUGUUUAGUAUUGUCGUGAAUAUAUUAAUAUGCGAAUAUCCCCCUUACGCUUAUUGACAGUUUUCAUUACCUUUUUCAUCUCACUUUGCCAAUGAAACCACUGCAUUGAGCAAACUUGUAGAAGUGUGACGCUGCUAUAGCAGCCAUUGGUUAAUGCGCACAUUUGAGAAUUGCCACAGAGUUGUCGGGGAGUAUUCUGUCACUUCUGUUGUUAGGUACUGCUGAUUACUCCAUAGUUAACCAAUUUCAUUUAGAGUGUUUGAUAAUGUGUGAAAAUAAAAGAAUUUGCUUUUAAUUUCAGUUAUUUUAUUUCACGAGUUCCAUGCCAGAUGUGUUUUGUCAUCAUGGGUCAUGUUUUCCGUUAGGGGAUUAGAUUUUUUCCUUCUAAUUUAUUCUGUUUACAGUUGAUGUCUUUUGAUACGCAUGUGUUGCCAUACAUCAAGAGUAGUAUUAUUUAGAAAUUUUGCGGCGCUUUGGUAAUGAUCGAAAAUUCUUUUAAAUUUAAGUUUUCUAAGAAAUAUUUUUAUUUUGGUAUGUGACCUUUCGUGAUUACGUGCUGGUUAAAUUGUAGGAUGAUCGUGCCGUCGCCAGCGUUCAACAUGCAUUGAAGCCAAGUGGCGAAGACGGAUAUGAAGCCAGUAUUUCAAUUAAACACGUGUCGAGAUUGUCUUGCUACAAAAUUGUGGCGUGGGGUUUUGAUUAUUGCAGGUCGCCGAGACAUAAUAUUGAAAUGUUCACGCGAAUAUAUCAGAAGAAUAGGACCCGUGAUAGCGAAAAUUGCGAAAUAUUCUGUAAACUUUGAAAAGCAAGAAAAAAAAAAAAAAAAAGAAAAUGAAAUGGAAAAUAUAUUUACAUGAUAGUUACAUCUAGAAUGUGGCAGUGUGCUAAGGCGUUGCUUCAGCUAUCCAAAUUUUCAUUAUCAGUGGCAGAUCUAGAGGACUAUAGGGUAGCGAUAUUUUGUUUUGUUUAGAAAGCAUCCCUUCCCCCCAACCCCUUCCUUUCCCGGAAGUGUCUUAAAAUAUUGAUAAGGUGUUACGAGGCGGUGUGCGUGACGACCCACAAAGGUUCAUGGGUAAAACUAUUACUGUGCCUCAUUUCAAUCGUGACACGGUCGAGUUCGCAUCUCGUAAGAGAAAUAAAUCAUACCCAGGGAUCAAAACACUGCUGCCUUUUCCGAAAAACAUUACGGAAGAGAGCGAUUUCGAGAAUUUUCAAGAUCUCAUAGUGGCCUUAGACAAUUCACAAGGCAAUUUCAAGAAGUUUAUCGCGAUUCGGAGACGAACGUGCGAUCUAUUCGACUUUGAGCGGCGACUAAUUUCUCAUAAGAUUUUAUGUACUGUUUGGUUUAUAUGCAUGUUUUUAUCUCAUAGUGAAAGAGAUCUGUAGUUCAUACCUGGAUUUGCUUAACUACAAAAAAAUUCGUCCAUUAGAAGUGUUUAUAUAUUUGAUAGACUUUGUUACCGGCAAAGCAGGGGGAGCGCGUGCAAACAGCAAGGUGAGAAAUCGUCUCAAUUUUAUUUUCAUCGACAAGUUUAUAUUAUUUUGAAAACAGUGCCCGUUUGAAAUCCUUAUGGGCAAAUAAAUCUUCUAUCAGGCAAGGGGAAAACAGACCGAAAGAGCCGAACAGCUGCAGCACAAUCGGAAUUUCACCGAAGCUACAGUCGCAGAAAUAAACAGUGAAAUAAACCACGAUCUUAUCUAUGCGGUCAUUGAAGUGAGCGCAGUAUAUCGAUUUUGUUAUAAAGUAAAACCUAACCUCACAGUUUUAAAAUCCUGGAUUUGGCGUUACUCGCUUCACGUCGGCAUCCGCUUCGGCAUGUUUUCUCAGCCCGUUUCUCGGGAGUUGUGCCACUUGGCUAAGGCGAUGUCUUAAUUCCAAGACACUUUCAACGGCUCAUAACGGGAAAACUAACAGGGGUAGACCCGGGUAGACCCCGAAAUUUGCAAAGAAGAAAGGUUGAAGUAACAAGAUGGCCAAAAUAAUUCGAUAAAACCGCUAACAGUAACCAGCAAUAAAUCCAAGAAGAACGGCAAAAACAACACUCAAAUCAUCAUGGCGGCCUGCACAUGACCGAGUAAUUCAAACUUGUCACAAACGCUCAAGAAAGCCAAAUAUUUAAAAGUAACGCAACUGCUAUCAAGAUAAAGUGUUCCAACAACUUUCCACGGAGGUAUAGUGUCGAAAUUACCAACACAAGCUUGGAAUAAAGCAAAAAUUUCACCACAUAUACCUCUGAAAACGGCUCUUUCCGAGAGCGAAAAUCACUCUACAAAUGACGCAUUCUGAUUGGUCGAAUCUCGUGACGCACACCGCCUGAGGUGUUACUGAAGGAAGCUGAAGCUCAUUAGCUCAUUAGUAUGGAGAAAAGGUUGAGACCUCAGACUGCCCUGCCAGUUCAGAGCGGCAAAUUGGGCGCCGGAAAUCUAGUUUAGUCCUUUCCGCGCGCUUUCCCGUCAUCAAACGACGUCCGUGUUCUGUUGCUAAAUCAGCCUAGUGAGUGGGCUCCUCCGCUUCUGGCUCCAUCGAUUAGCAUAUGUCGUAAUGGUGGACGGCCACGUUUUCCAGCCGCCCAACCAUCGAGGCUAAAAUUGCUGAUUAUGGCUGAAAAUCUUUUAAAGCAGGAGCGUGCUCCUUUAAAUGCAAAAUUGGAAGAACUAGUAUUUUGAAGGAUUAGGAAGUGAAUUGUACCCGAGGAUUGUAACAGAAGGCGUGCGAUCUGUAACUUGGAAAUCUUCUCUAGUCUUUAGAGAGUUUCAGAGCGGAGUGCAGAGUGAACACGGCUAAUAUCAUUUUUCUAAAUUAAAAUAAUAGGAAAGUGAAAAUAAUAAUAGUGAUAAAAAAUAGCCUGCGUGCAGACGUCUCCUAUUUCCUUUUUGUUGCAUGCGGAAAAGAGACUAAUCUGCGUUUUUAUUCCGGGUUUUUAUGGGUGCUUUAUGAGUGUUUCACAGCGUUUGUUGAACGCUCCGAACACGCUACCAAGGUUUAUGUGUGAAAAGAAUGGAUUAUGUAUAGUUGAGGUUUAAACAAUCUUGUUAUUUUAUUGUCUGAUCAGAUGAAGAGUGCCUUUGUUUUCUAAACAGACAAAUUCCUUUUAUGAAUGUAUCAAGCAAUGUGAGGAAAGCAAGGCUCCUAGAGGUACGGAAGACCUUUUUUUCUAUAAUCAGUUUAUCAUUUUUCCUCAUAAAUGCUGAUAGCUAAGACCUUUUAUAACAUAAUGAUCCUUUAACAGCUGAAAUUAGGUUGCAUCAUUGAGCACAGAACUGGGAGUUCCCUCGGCCUUCGAUUGAACUGAAAAGCCAAACAUUUUUUAAACUUUAAUUGUGGAUUGUAACGAGGGUCUAAAACAACCUCUCUCCAGGGGUGUACUGUGGAGAUGUACCCGGUUAGUACAGGAAAUUGACGAUCUUAUAACCCUAUAUGUAAACGUAUACUAAAAGCCCAAUUGUCUAAUUUAUUUCUUAUUCAUUGUAGUUUCGCUUGAAGGAGAAAACCCGCGUGUGUCAGUGAGAUUAAGAAGAAAACGUCGUGCAGAAGCCGGGACCGUACAAAGUAAGUAAAGCCGGAAACGUUUUGGACUGCAAAACAGUCCGGUUUUUUUGCGUAUUCAAGUACACGCGAGCAGUCAAACAAGCGUGUGAGGCUUGCGCGCUUCGUCAGUGUAUGUCGACUAUAACAUACAUUUCAGAGAUGAAGGGCACGGAACAUGAUUCCAAAUUCUACAAUUUAAUAAGAAAUGUAUUAUUCUUACUUCUACCUUUAGUGUCAUUUUCUACGUGAUGCACAUAUGUACGUCUUUUUCAAAAUAGCAGCUUCAGCAUUACCUUGAUGCUUGUCCAGAUCAUGAGCCAGGAUAUGUCCUAGGGCUAGUCUCCUUGGGUUGCCACCAGGCUUCCCAGGAGCGUUGCGUGACGACACUAAAAUCGGCUGCGUAGGAGACUAGGCUUAGGUAGACUUGCACAGUUUAUAUUUUUGGAACCAGUGUUAAACUCUAGAUUUCGCUACUAUCGUUACCUCAAGGGCCAGUGAUAAGUCUAUACAUCAUAAUUGUUGGCAAGUAAAAUUACUCAAGGCUGGUAAAUUGUUAAUGUACAGCAUGAGCGUGAAAGUAUACUGUUUUUAGCCAUAUAGAUGUAGAUUAGGGCCUGGAAGGGUAUUCUCCGGAUCCGGCCGGUACUUGACCAAAAUACAGUGCGGGGUUCGGGAAAACGCAAAAUUUGUUGACGUGAUACGGAACUUAACCCUUAAUGGGAGAGCAGGAUUCGCUUAAGGUGGCUGAAAACAGUUUUGCGGGCGGCCAGCGGUAACUCUCGUUGACGGCGCGUGUUUCAAAUUAGGCAAACAAACAUGGCGGAGUACAAAGCAAUGUACACAGAAGACGAUUUCUCAAAAUCUACUCAUUAAAAUUUUGUAAUAUUUGGCAGCAUUUUUACUUUUAUCGUAUUUUAAAUAAUGAGAACUUUAAAAUGGAAGUUGAACAGUCGAAUUUUGUGGCGCAUUUAUUAAUUACAGUACAAUUAUAUCACUGAUUAUCUAAAAAUCCGUCAUUUAAAAUUUCGUCAAACAAGUUUCAAAUAGUUAUGAUUAACCAUUACAGUAGGCUGUGUGCAAGUUUAUAGGAAAAUCUAAUGGGAGAAUUUUAUGUAGACUGAGCGAAACUGAAAUUUUAAGGCUGUUUUCAAUCGUUCAUGUUGCCAUGGAAACUAAGAAACCGUCACAUUUUACCUGUCAAUCAAAAUCUUUCAUCAGUAUAUUUUUCACUUGCCAAGUUUCAUUUUGUGAGCUGCAACCUUUCUAUAGUCAUGAUUUGGCAAAUAACGCACUCACAAACUGCCAAAACGGUGUUCAGCCACCUUAAAUCUUGGCACGUGAAAGAAGAGGGUAUUCAGGGUAGAGAUGACAGAAGUUCGGGAUGCGGAAUUGUCGUGCAAAAGGAGCCGUACUGCGGGAUCAGGGUCCCUUAUCCCGGCAGACCCUGAUAGAUUAGUAAGGAGACUUAGUAAGGAUACCAUCAUAUGCACACAAGGCGAAUACGUAGAACAUAGCAGUCUGAUUAACUCAGUAAAUCAAUGCAUCCCGACGAAGUAAUAUGUUCGGAGUGUUAUCUUCUCCUUUAUUUUUCAUAGGUUUUUUUAUUAUCCUGCGUGUUGGUGGUAAGGUUUAGUCGGAAUUUAUCGUCAUCACGGGGGCGGGUGCGAGGGGGAAGAGACGAGGUCUGGGACGGAGAAACCAUGUUUUCACAACUUGCAAAGCAGCUGUCACUCUGCGUGGUGGUCAGCGGAUAAUUGCAGUAUUUUUCCCACAGUAAAAUAUUCAGGCUAAUAUUUUUAUAUAGAAGCGAGAAACCAACCGGCAGAGGAAAUGAUAAAAAAAAUAUCAUGCAUCUCUGUUUUUCUUGCAUAUCGUAUUUGUCUCUUGGUACUAAAAUUACAGGGGAAACUAAAACGCAACCGUGUUAAAUCUUAACCAACAAAUACGCGCUCGAUCGAUUUAUAGAUCUUUAUAGGUUACAUCGUUUUUGCCGGGCGACGACAUCAGAAGAUAAAAGAAGUUAUGAUGCUGAUAAAAAUUACUGGAGAGAGAGUCAAAUUUUUCGGAAGUAAGUAUAUUCAAGAGAGCCUUAUAAAUAUGAGCUCACAGCCGUACAUAUCAUAAAUACCUGAACAAACAUAACUCUUCACAACGUUUCACUUCGUUUAUUACGAUUAGUCAACUCCUUGAAUUCAACGUUAAAAUUCAAUGCGAUCGUUAUAAACAAAUCACAACUACUACUGAAAGCUCUGUUCCUUGAAGAGACCUUAACUUUCCUAUAAGGUUUGCAGCAAAACGCUGCUCGAUAGCUCAACUCUUCGGCUGUUCUUAUCAGGUAUACGCAGCUAUAUGUUGCAAAUCAGAUUCCAAACUCUGCAGCGGGAAAUUGUUUAACAGAAAAAGAAAACCACACACUAAGUCUGAAAAGCGACAUAAAAUCAAAAAAUUUGCGAAUUACCAGAAUAUAAUAGUGAGAAACAGUCCGGCCUUGGCCCUUUAUGUUUUUGUUCCUUCUCAAAACCGUUGAUCGAUGAUUUUUGACGUAAUGCGCAUGAUCAGUACACAAGUCCGCUGGCAAGAUCCUUGCUGACUGCUUUGCAAGUUGUGAGAACAUCGUUUGGAUUUCAUUUAAGAGAAUGUGUGGGAAGUAGCUCCCCCUCCCCUGAUGGUCAUUCAUUGAUAUAAACGGAUAAAGCAAGGGUAUCAAAAGAAAAACAACGACGAAAAAUGCAGUUAAAGAUUUCAUUUUAUUUUGGAUUCCAGCAUGCCACGGUGUUUCUACUUACACUAAAAAUGUUGGUUGGCCUGUUCCUACUAAAAUUCUGCAUGUUGACUUCCAAGCCAAUUAUCAUUACAAUGUAUCGUGGAAGCCCUUCGAUGAGAAUACCAUUAAAGGUAAUGAACUGCGCAUAUAUACUUAGUAAUGGCCAUUGAUACUUGGGUGUAACUGGUGACAACCAGAUGUAAUCUAACCCCAGUUAGUAACUUAACCAGGGCUCUGUUGUUCGAUCAGCCGAUUAGCGCCAACCUGGGGUUAAAUUUGAUCCCGGUUUCUCUUUCUUUUGUUCGAAAGCAUUUUUCCCUUAAUUUUCUCUGUUCUUUUUAGAUACUCCUCUCACCAAAUUGUAGACAAAGAGAACUAAAUUAAACUGAAUUCAAAUUUCAACCUUGGGUUAACUUAACCCAGCUUUGGACAACCCGGCCCAGAAGUUAAGUUCCGUCUGUAGUGCAGGUUACCAAGAAUUAUGUCCUUUACUAUCGUCGUAAGUUUCAGAUUUUCAAUCUGGCUUUGCGCCAGUUCUUAGGCAAAAAUAAGAUUGAAGCCAGCAGAGGCGGACGGAGGUGUGGGGAACACAUAUGCAGUAACCGUGAGUGAGAAAGGCUAGCUACCAGCUAGCUAGGGAGGCUCUUUUUAUUAGUAAGGGAAAACAAUGGCUCCUCUAGGAACAAAUAGACGUGACGAAGUUCCUUUGAUAUACUAUACAGCUUAGUCACCCACACUAAUCACAAUCUACUUUAAUUUUAUGUAUUUUUCAAACCCUAUUUGUAACGAACUUUCAGUUACGAACUUUCAGUUUUAUCUUCAUUUUUCUUUUACGCCUUGAAGAAGGUCUGUGUUUCAAACCGAAAUAUUGGGCAAAGUUGUUUAAUUAUAUUUUUUUGUUUUUUUCUUUUGUUCACUUAUUCAUCGCCUCGCUGUGAUGACCAGUUUGCCGUUUUAUAUUUUAUAAAGGCAAUCGGCUUGCAAGGAACUGUGGUAAAAAUACGGUGCGAAAAUUCAGAAGCAUCGUGGGUAGAAACCAAAAAUUUUUGUCCUUGUACGGAUUAGGUCUGCUGCCUUGCUCGCUCGCUUCAGGCUCGCUUGCGCGGCAGCAAUAAUAUCAUUUACAAAUAUUUAACUGAUGGAAAUCUUAAUUCUUUAGAACACAAUUGGACACAUUAUUCACUAUUUUACACAUUCCUGAGAGACGAUGUUGAUCCGGGCCCCGGGUUGGAGUGUGUACUCAUACCAAAGGUUAGUAAGCAAAGGUUUUUCCCUGAUUCGAAACGUGCAUUCAGAUUACUAAUUAUUAUUGCACCUCUCCGUUGUUGUGAACCCGUUAUGAUUGUCAAUAAAAGAAAAAGUAGUGCGCUGAGGUGGAACAGGAGGUCAUUUUUACGAGAAAAUAACCUACUGUUCUAUGAUGUAAACUGAGAUAUUACUUUUCAAGCAAAUUAAAGCAAAUAAACCGUCUACGUGGAGGAGUCGUGUGGAGGAGUCAUGUGGGGCAUUUACUAAUCUUUGGGCAUCUUGUCGCUAUUUAGGCGUUGAAAUCUGGAUUUAAGUUUGUCAGGAUGAUUUUUAGCAAGAAUGUCCAGGGUGUCAUUAUUACUUAGUUUCAAGUCGUUAAACUCUUAUUGCAUCAUUCUAAUGUGUUAAGAAUCGUACAUUGUGGCGCGCUCAAAUAGGUUCAAUUUGUUUUCGUACGACUGUAAACUGUUUGUAACCAAUUUUACAGUUCUAGAUGGAAACGAUGUUACAACCCUUUCUACUUUCUUAGGUCAAUGAUGUUUUUCUUAUUUCCAUAAGAAAACUGACAAAGGAAGUUUUGUAUCAAAACAAGGUAAACGUCAGCCUCACAUUCACUCGAAGGCUAGGGUACUAAGGCCACAACUGUGAAAUAGGCUAACCACUAGUUAUAGAAAUUAAUAUGUUUGUUUGCUUUAUCGUUUUCAGAACAGAACGCACUGGUUGUUAGAAUAUAAGCCGCCACGGUAUUCAUCCACACAACCGACGAAUCUCCUCUCUACAGUAUGUUUGAAUUUUUUCGAAGCUUAGGUUGCUUGCUUAUGUCUAUGGUAUUUUUGUAGAUCGGCUACAGUAUACCCUUUAUGUCAGAUUCCGAGGGAAACAGUUUUGUUUUCUCGAGAGUCCUGAUGUUUUCCUCGACUUCGUCUUGGGAAACAACAGGACUCGAGGGAAAACAAAACUAACUGGUUUCCCGAGGGACCUGACAUUAAGUGUUUUGUUAUAUUUCUAGACUUUCACUUCAAGAAUACGCUUAAGGUGAGCGAAUCAAAACAGUCGACUCGGUACUUAUAAGAACACAAAUUUAAUUCUCAAAACCACUAAAUAAAUGAUUUACCAAGUACCUUUCCUUAUAUUAUCUGCGUCUUUUUCCUUCCGACUAACUGCUGUUUCUCUUCUGGGAUAACUUUGAAAAUCGUUGCUUUUAGCUUGAGGCUUCAUGUUUGUGUUGUUGUGUUCAUUCACGAAAAAGAAAACUGACAGUGUUUUUCCCGCCUUCUGUCACGCCACUUUCCACCUCGUGUUGUAAUAUAUCCCGAACAGGGUACAUUGCUUGAUGUAUCACGAUCGGGAUACAUUUGAUUUUAGUCAAGGCCAUGUGACCAAGAAUCAGCCAAUGGCUGUCCCUGUUUAGUUGAGUGAAAGUCUAGGAAUAUAACAAAUAUUAAUAUAGCACGUCUAGUAAUAAUAUUACGGUGUUUUCUGUAAUGGCCGACAGCACAACCCACAGAUGACGUCAGAGUUACUAAUUUGCAAUUUUUGUCUUACUAUUGUCAUUUUUAUCAUUUUGAUGACAGAAAUAUGAGAAACAUGACAUUUUAAUGGCAAAAAACAAAGAGAAGUGUGAAAUUCGUACCGUUUCAGUACUCUCACGACUGGGCUAUCAAGCCAAACGCAAUCCGUUAAUUUGCGAGUUCCUUAUAUAUAACAUACAGCAAACACGUGCUAUUCAGGGAGGCAUGUGCAUGUGACAUCCCCCGUUCCUUUUUUUUGGAAACAAGGAAAAUAAAACCUAAAUGCAGGGAACUGAGCUUGCGUGUGGCACUGGUAACAAUAACAGAUAACAUUUCUAAUGCACAAAAUACUUGAGUUCCAUAGCAUUGUUCUAGAAAGUCAGUGUUCAUAAUGGUUCAUUUCUCUGUCUUUCCGAAACUCUCCUUUUGGGUGCCUGAGGAGUUGCCACUGAAAGUCCCACAGUUGAUGUUGUCUCAGCGGGAAUUUCUCUGGGGAAGUACUUUGAGAGGCAUGGGUCACUGGGUGGGCCACCUGAUCCUCUGUUAGUGUUGCUGGCGAUGUGACUUGAUCUGGUUGGGUAGGCUCAGCCUCCAUAGACUGGCGGAGAAAAUUGCGAUUUCGUCGGAGGAUUUGGCCAUCUUCAGUCUUGACUUUGAAAGAGCGUGGUGCUUCAUGCUUCUCUACAACAAUGGCGGGGUGCCAUGUACGCCCUUGCUGAACGGUCACAGGGACACCAGUUUGGAGCGCGGGUAGGGCCUUGGUGCCCCGAUCAUGGUAUCUCUUUUGUCUUUGUUGUCUGGCUAGCAAAGACCUGUGUAAAUCCUCUGCAACUUUUGGAGAUAGGAGAAUUGUCGCAGUUGACAGCCUGUCUUUUAACACUCGGCACACUGUGCUGGGGAGUACUCAAGGCCUGAUAUUGGUGUAUUUCUGUAUGCUAAGAGGGCCAAUUGCAUAUCUCGUCCUUCUUCUGAUGCUUUCUCGUUAGUUGCCUUAUUGUUCCAGCUGAUCUCUCACCUUUCCCAUUGGAUGGGGCCUGGGGCCCGUUUCUCUAAAGUCCCGAUAACUAACGGGCCCGGUAAGCUGUCCCCGUUUACAUUAAAGAUCGAGGUUUCAAUAGUUUUGCAUCUAACAUGAUAAAACUGUCAGUUAAUGAAACUAAAUGGAGUAGUUUGCUAGCCAGGACCCGCGCUCUCAUUCUUUAUAUCUCGAUUUGAAUUUUUGAUUUCGGGCCCGUAAAGUUAACGGGACUUUCGAGAAACGGGCCCCUGGUGAGGACUUAAUGUCUCAACUUCGAAGCCCCACUCUUCGGCAAACUGAGCAAACUUAUUGCUCCCAAAUGGCAUGUUGUCUGCAAUGGCUGUGUCUGGUUUGCCAUGUGUUUCAAAGCAGGUUUUCAGGUGUGAGAUCACGUAGCUUGCAGUCUUUGUGGAUAACUGGUAGACGUCUGGAUAUCUGAAAAAGAAAUCCACAACUAGAAGAUAAUCUCUUUAAAACUUUAAUAAAUACUCCCAAAAAAAGGUUAUUCAGUACCUAUUUACAAAUAUAAAUGCAAGCUAUACCUAACAAGCUAAUAAUAGUUAAAUGCUAACUGUCAUUCGAUCAUUCAUUCAUUACAAGUUUCAGGGCUUUCUUAAAGGCCUUUACAGUUGUAGCGUUUCUAAGGUCUUCGUCUAACGCGUUCCACAGGGAUACUGCUCUAUAGGCGAAGGUACGUUGGCCAGUGGCUGACCUGAAUAAUGGGAUUUCGAACUUCACAUUAUUACGGGUUGUGCGAUUAUGUACAGAAGAUCGUUUUUUAAACUUAGCACAUAGGUAUUCAGGAGCUAAAUUGCUGGCGCACUUAUAAGUCAUAACAGCGUCUCUGAAUUUGAGCAUCUUGCCAACUGGAAGCCAGUUGAGUUCGUCAAGUAAUGGCGUCACGUAGUCAUAUUUCCGAGCGCCGCAGAUAAUUUUGCAGGCGAAAUUCUGAAUAAGUUGCAGCUUUUGGAUGUUCUUAGAUGAGGUAUUAGACCACACGGUCGAACAGUAGAGCAUUUUGCUAAAGACAAGAGAUGUAAUAAUUAAAACCAAAGUCUUUCUAUCAAAACAAUAUUUCACGCGGUUGAUCUGAACCAGUUUAGUCAAGCAAGAAGAGACUAAGUGGGAGAUAUGAGUGUCAUAGGUCAGGUGUAAAUCUAUGUAUAUAAUCUAUCUACUCCUAAUCUAUGUAUACUCUCUUCCCCUGAAUGUGAAAAUGUCAAUCCCUAGUUUUGACCAUGGACGCUCUAGGAUGACAUGCGAGACAAGUGGCUCGCAGGGAUUGGCAGGCUUGUAUUUGGCACAUAUGGAGCCCCUUGAUUUUGUUUCCUCGAUGUCUCGCCCCAUUCUAGGCCAGUACAUGAUGAAGCGCUCUCUUGCUUUACAUUUCUCUAUGUCCAAGUGGUUCUCAUCUAGAUUAGUCAACAUUUCAUGGCGCACGCUCGGCGGUAUGACUAGGGAUUCAUCUCUAAAUACCAGACCUUCUAUAAUGUGGAGCUCGUCACAUAGUGGCCAGUACUGUCGUGUACAGGUGGAGGUGUCUCCCUUGUAUGCUGGCCACCCUUAAUGAUGAGGGUUUUCACCAUCUGUAGGGCAUCAUCUGCAGCUGUUGCUUGUUUCAGAAAGUUCAUUUUGUCAUUGGAAAUUAAUUGGAAGGGAGGAAACCAGACUGUGUAUUCUCAGCUCCAUUUCCUCAAUGUGGUUGUCUUCAGCUGGAGGUGAGGAUGGCCGGUGUGCCCGGGAUAGCAUGUCAGCGAUCCACACCUUGGUGCCUAGGGCAUAGUGCAGGUUGAGUUUGUACCUCAGCAACCGAAGAAACGAGCUGAAUUCCUGGGGAAGCAUUCUGGAGUGGGCUGCGGAUUAUGGUUUCCAGUGGCUUAAGAUUAUUUUCUUCUUAAACUUCUCUUCCGUAGAUGUAAUGGUGAAAAUGUUCAGCAGCAAAUGUGACUGCUGGUAACACCUUUUCAAUUUGGAACCAACGCUGUUCAGUUUGAGUUAAUGCUCGUGAGGCAUAGACCACUGGGCCACUGUCCUGGAGGAGGCAGGCACCUAGCCCAGUGGAUGAGGCAUCAGCUUGUAUGGUCACCUUUUUGGUGGGGUCAUAGAAACGUAGGACUGGCUCGCUAAUGAGAAUUUCUUUGAUCUUAUUAAGGGCCUGUUCAUGUUCUGGUAACCGCUGGAAAUCCACACCUCUCUUAACUGGUUGCCUGAUAGGAAACAUGGUUUUGGAAAUGUCAGGGAUGAAAUCCUUAAAGGAGGCCACCGUGCCAUCAGUCUGCGAACGUCUUCUUUACUUGCUGGUUGUGGUAGCUCCACCUUUUCUUUGAAGAAAACAUGAACUGUCUUUGGUGGAGAUGUUUUCAGCUUACAGGCAAUCAACAAAAAAUUCAUCCUCAUUACUGCUUUGAUCAAUCAUUUCAUUUUCAUUGCAAUAUACCGUUCUGCUUUGGCUACUGAAGUGGUUUGGACCUCCACAUUUUAAACAGGACUUUCCCCAAGCUGGGCACUCAUUUCUCGCAUGCGUGGUACCGCAUCUCCUGCAACUUUGUCCUCUACUGCCGUUUCGUGCUCCUCGACCCAGAGAGCGAGAUUGCUUGCCACCUGUUGAAGCUCGGUUUGUGUUUAGGCGAUUCGUGUUGAGCGCGUCUACUUGUUGCUCUUCCAUCCUCGCAGCGCCUUUCAUACGUCCUUCUGUAGGUCUAGCUUCGGUUCGCGUAGCAGCCACUCUUUUAGCGCGGGAUUUUCAGUGGAGAAUACUAUUUUGUCUCCGAUCAUGUUAUCUGGUUCAGCAAAUUCGCAAGGCAGAGAAAGUGUUCGUAGCUGAGUUAGAAAUUCGUCAAAUGUUUGGCCCGAGGUCUUCAAGUAGUCCCAGAACUGAUACCUGGAUAAUACAAUUCGUUUAUGGCCCGCUAACUCGGCCUCAAACGUAAUCUUCACGUGGUCGUAUUUUUCAUUGUCUUCACCUUCUUGCUAUUCAAAGUGGCUGUAUCGCUCCAAGCUAAGGCGUCGGGUCCAACUGCCGACAACAACAUGGCGAUCUUAGUCGCAUCGGGUUUCUUGGUCAUCUCCUUCGCGGCGACAUACAAUUCAAAUCGCUGAAUCCACCUUCUCCAGUUUUCAAGGGUUCCCUUGAAGCCGCAGGUAUUUGGGAAGCUUGAAAUCGUGCUCCAUUUUGUUUUGUGAAUCCUACUAUUCGACACCAUGUAACACACAGCAAACACGUGCUAUUCAGGGAGCCAUGUUUUAUUCACCAGAGUCUUACCAAGGCAGGCCUGGUUACAUAUGUGACAUAUAUCUUUAGAAGGUAAAGAUAUAAAGAGUGAAUAUAUGAAAUAUAGAAAAUUUUCGCUCACGUGGGCAACAGCUAUGCAAAUUUCUUACAACAAAAGAAAGAUUUUGCAUUUAAGAAAAAGGUUUAACUCCCACAGGAUUAGUUUGGGACACCAACGUAGCCGCCGUUUUAUUAUUUUGGGAUAUGCCGGACGUGACGUAACAAACCCUCUAUAUUUGAACUGCGGGAGAAAGAUUUUUGUGACACGUGAAAGAAGUAGUAAGAGGAACAGGUGAGAGCACUGUAACGGUAUCGCAGCAGAGGUCAUGGAAUCUAAUCUCGCUCAAGCCUGAAUUAUUGUUCAAGUUUCCUUUCAUAAAUAAGUAAGAGGAUCUUUAACGUGUUGAGGAAUUGUAAAUACCUUGUUUUUUCUAAAUUGCAGCCCACAAAGUAUAUGUAUAACCCAAUUAAUUUUAUACUUGUCAGGAGACAUCACUGUUUACAAACAUUGUUUUUGUUAUUAAAAUUAAUAACAAGUGUAACAAAAGAAUCUCUUGUUACAAGAACCAAUAGAUGAAAAGAAAAGAUGACGUCAGCGUGAGUAUCGCUAUAGCACAAGUUGGUGAACAAUACGAUUUUUACAUCUUUGAUUCGCAGGUUGUCACUUAUCCAUUCAGUAGAGACUUGGCGGUAGGAAUAGAGUUACAAUCAUUUUCCGCAAUAGAUCCCGCAAGUAUGACAUUUUUGCUUAAUUGAGUUAGUUUAAGUAGUAAGGGUAUGUCUACACGCUACCGAAUAGCUCUUGCACAGGCGCGAAAACCAUAUCCAGUAGGGCUUCUGUUCACAUAUGAGAACGGUGAGUUUGGCGCGAUUUCUGUAACGGAGCGAAGCUGCCCCUCGCCGAUCUCUAAAGUAGAUCGUCCGUGCCACACUUCGUGGCAUUGUGAACAGGUGCCCAUACCAUGGCCAAGCCGAAGUAUUUUUCAUGUCCAAAUAUGCGGUUUAGUGUGGAUGACCCUAAAACAAGCUCCGGAAACACCUUAUAACACCUAAUAACAGCUGCUAACUGUAUUUAUUUCAUGAUUCACACCUUUUCUUUUGUUCUUCAACAACCUUUAUUUAACGUACAACCCUCUUGAAUAGUCAACAAACUGAAAGUUCGGGGAGGGCUUGAUAACGUAGGAGGGAAGAGCGGCGCUGAUGAAUUGAAUUAAAAACUAUUAUUUAGGAAUUUAUCUGAAUAAAUCUCCCGUUUGAGGGAUUUAUACAGAUAAAUCCCUCGGCUGAGGGAUUUUAUACAAAUAAACCCCCAAACGAAAAAAAUAAUGGAAAUCAAUUCCUAUAAACGUUCUUGUACUGCAAUUAAUUGCAAUUCAACUUUUCUGUUUCUGACGACAUAAAAUUGCUCCAGACCUCUAGUCCAAUUUAAACUUCGAAUUUGCUCAGCCAAUAAUUAAGUUCGUCCUUGUCAGUGAUAUUCAAAAUUUCAGGAUUGACUUGGGGAAUGGUCUUACUGUCUCCAAUGAUUUGGAUCAGAUCGUUGCGUUUCCCCUCCCAUUCAGACCAGGCACGGACUGCCCACGAUGUGUUUAUUCGUGUAUUUGCGGUAUUCGAGAUGUCUUCCUCUUUUCAAGUUCUUCAUUGUCAACGCUAGCAAUUAUUCUACGGUCUCCUUAAGUUUUCUGUGGAUCUGUCUGUCCUUCCCAUGCUAAAAUUAGGUAUUAUACUUCUUGCGAAAAACAAUUUUGUGCCAGAAAAAGCUCCUCGUCGCAGUCCAUGAACUCCAUGAUAACAUGAAAGCAUGGACCGACCUACUGAAUAAUCGAACACGCCCAUAAAAUGGUCAAAACAACUGAACAAAGAAACCGAAAAAUACAAACUCCCUUGAGGACGCCAGAAAAAUGUUUCUCAAAACCUUGUCAAAAUCUCACAAUUUUGUAACUUUCAUUGUUUUUUUUUUAAUUCGAUGAAGGUGUGAGCGUGUAUGUGGCUAGUGUUUUGUUCUCUUGAACAAAUGGUCUUAAUUAUUGAAUCAUGGUAAAAUAGGGACCGAAAAUUCGGUUCUAUUUUUAUAAUAUUAAGACAGACACAUGUGUUUUCCAUUUUUCAAAGAUCUGUCAGGAAUAAUAUCAUGAAAUAAGUUUGAUAAAUACCUCGAGCGUCGGUCCAUAUACAAUCCGUUCUCGGUAUUUAUCUCUUAGGGCCUGUUUACAUGGAGGUGGGGGACCUCAGGUAGGUGAGGUAACCUGCUUAUGUGGGGUAAAAAAAUAACCCUCCUUUAUAUGCAAUCUUACAACCCCACCAUCCCGGGGUGCACUUUCUCAAGAUUAUUGAAUGGUCGCUAAGCACGUAAACAAGAAAAAUGCUGGCAAACCACGUGUUUUGGCGAUUAAUGCACUUCUACACUCCCUUGUUGCUCUUGCCGCAACCUUCAGUACAAUGGCUUUCUAUUGUUAACUUUAAUAAUGAUGCAAAGCCACCGCCAAAGUGAAAUUUGCGCGAAUUUGAUGUAUCACGAAUCCGACCCCGGCCAGGCGGGUUACCCCACCUUGAAACGUUUACAUGGCAAAAUUUGACCCCGGCGGAGAGGGUAACCCUGUCUGGUAGAUCGGGCUACCCGCCUUGGCGGGUCACCCCAUGUAUCAUGUAAACGUGAUCAAAUUAAAAUGAGAGAUUAUAUGGACAGGCGGGUUACCCCACCUAAGCGAGUUACCUCACCAAUCUGGGGUCCCUCACCUCCAUGUAAACAGGCCCUUACUUAACAAUUUUCUGUGCAGAGGGUUUCUGCAUUAGCGGGUGCUGACUAUACUAACAACAUGCGGUCCCGACGGUACCUGCGUUGACUGUAUUAACAGCUUGCUGUCUCGUGAGUUUCCCGGGUAAUAAAGGCUAUUGAACUAACCAAAGCACCAAAUAAUAGGUUAAACUCUAACCUCUAAUCAAUCCUAAUCUAGAUCGUUGUAAGUUUUCGUCAGUACCGUAUAACAAGAGAUUCAUGCGUAUAAUUAAGACGCUCGAUUGCAAAUUUAACAUUGCCUUCUUUUUCUACAGGUUUACCAACUUUCUCUCCCUACUUUUCCAUAACUAAAGGUAAGGCAUUUUAUAUUUAUUAAUGAUAUGUCCCGAAAUACUUUAAGGGGCUGUUUACAUGACACCGGGGCGACUUUCGCCCCGGAGCGAUUUCACUCCGGUUCCCUCUCAUGGCUCUAUAUUUGUUUAUAUGAUACCACCACAAAAUGUCAUGUCGGUGCGAGUCACCCCGGCGUGCUUUCACCCCGGUUCUUGUACCGGGGCGAAACGACCACCCGUUUCGGUAUGAAAUCGGUCUGCCGGUAGACUGGAACGGGUAGCGCAUGCGUAAUGUUUGCUAUUUUGAAUCACACGUGUAUUUUAUCAUCAUGAAGUGUACCUUCAAAUGACGAGGUAUGAAAUGACCCAGUCAUCAUGCAAACGCAAUAAGAAAUCAAAAAGUCAUCCUGGAAUGAGACUCGCACCGGUGCGAGUUUUCUCAUGUAAACACCCCCUUAAAUCAUCGUCACCGUCGUCGCCGUAGUUGUCGUCGUUAUGACUUUGAGUUGAGAUUUACAAGAGGGACAGCAAUACGAACGUCAAAAAAGCGAUAGGUUUUAUUAAGCAUGUCAACUGAAAUGUUUUUGCUUGUGGGUCUCAUCGUCUGGCUCAAUAUUUUUUGCUUUUACUGCACGUCUACAGGGUGAAAUUUCCCGUUGCAGUGUUUUAUGGAAGAUUUAAACACAAGCGGUCUAAUUCUUUGUUUUCCUUUUCUGAAAUUGUAUAAUGAAGUGAAGUGGAGACUUAAUUUAAAGAGGGUAAUACCUGACAGUUAUAAUUGGAUCUGAUAAACUUGUGGCUCUCUUUUAGCUUAAAAUCGAUAAAAUAGUAAAAUAAUUUUACAAUUGUGUAAUCCAGAAAAUAUCCACCCCCCCUACCCCCGCCACGAGGGCACUUUUGCUUUAGACCCCCCACCCGCCUGGAAUUUCUAUUCCAGGGGGUGCUUGUCAUAUUCCUCCCACACCCCCUGGAAUAUCCGUAAUUUUUCAAUUUGGUUGGGUACCCUCUGGAAAGAAUAUUUCUGUCAAAAAUGCUGUUGCACUUUAUUUUUAUGUGUAAGAUACUUUUUUUUCUAGGAUAAAAUGAGAAAAAAUAUUUUAUUCCUGUUAAUACAGUGUCUAGUAUUCUUAAGGACUUUCUUAGGUAAUAAUUAACCAUCGCGGCGAUACCUUACACUACUGAAAACACGAAUAAUGCCAUCUGCAAAAGAACCUAAACACCACGUAAGCUUUCAUUACUUCCUUUCAGUUAGAACAUGUCACAAGAAGGCUUCGAACAUGACCUAAUUUCGGUGAACCAAGUGUAUAAUAAAACAACAACUUGAUAACCGGAGUUUUAUUCAUGAGCCGAUGACAAUUGUAUUAAAAAAACUAUCGUGUAAGCCGUGAAAAAAAGCAUUCAGCCGAUCGUAAUGAAAGUCGAUCAAUGCAAACAUAAAUACUUGUUUUAGAACACUGGUUAAGAGUAAAAUAACUGAAAGAUGAAAACAAGACAUGUUUCGAUCGUUCAACGAUCAUCUUCAGUUGUGAAUUCGUUUGCAAGUUCGGUUGAAUUAAUACAAGCAAUGAUGUAUAAGUUAAAACGUGAUACAAUUUAAAAUUUCGAAAAAUUAACGUACAAUUUUAAGAUGCGCGACACACGGAAUAACACUUGCGCGAGCACUACACUUAAUACAACCGAGAAAAUUGUAAAAAUUGAAAUAAUUACAAUGGUUAUGAUGAUGAUGAUGAUGAUGAUGAUGAUGAUGAUAAUAAUAAUAGUAAUUGUUGUUGUAUAAAAAUAUAUAUAAAAAAUCCUAAAAUAAGUCUCACACAGUUAGUUAGUCGAUCUAAUUCCCAUACUGUUACCAAGUGAUUAAGUAUUAUUGAAUGAGCUCGAGGCUGAGUGUGAUGUGAAGAAAAAAACACACGAUAAUACUCGACUGCGCGUUUUUUGAACGGCUUCAAAAUCUCUGAUAUAGAUCAACUCAUUCUUGCACGAAUAAUUAAAUCUGGGGUUAUCUUGGUCUAAAACAUUGGACGUAAAACUUAGCUGUGUCUUUAUGAGAUAUAAAGACACUCAUAAAGGUUUUUUUUCUCUAUGAAUUGUUAACGAGUUUUUGAACAGGUGGAUAACAGCUACCGUGAUCAGCAUAAUCUUCACAUUAUACGAAAGCCGACUUCAAUAAUUGUUUUAUUGUUCAUUCAAAAUAUUUUAAGUUUAUUUCCUUAGACUUUCUUCAAAACAUUAGCCUAUUUUUCGGCACGGUGUCAGGAUAUAAAUAGAUGUUUUCGUCUUGCAUUUACUGCUCAAAAAGUAGAUAACAUCCAUCGAGCAAUAUAUGUUUUACGUAUUCUUGUAUUUCUUCCGUUCAGUUUUAGUGUGAAACUCAGCUACUUUGUCUUUGGAUAGCCGUGAAUACCAUUGUUGUUAGUUCACUAUUUCGGAGCCAGCCUCGUUUCCAAGCAAAAUAAUGUACCAUCGAUCAACCUCGUUUUCAAGCAAAUGUACCAUCGAAUUGAUGGUAUAUUGCUUGCAUCUUUCAAAUAUGGUAAGCGCCAGUUGGUCAUGAGGAAUUAGCCGGGGGACUUAAUUCAAUCAGAAACGGCGAAAUGUUUUAAGUGAGGGGUUAUUUAACUCUUGUCGGAUUAUUUUCUGUUAUUUACAGCUCCAAAAUUUGAUUUGGCGAUUCCUAUUGCUAGUGGAUCAUCAGCACUACUCGUUAUUCUGUUGAUUGCAAUUUAUGUUUGGCGAAGAAGAGUAAGUCGUCCUCAUGAAGGUAAUUAUAAACAACGUUUGUUGACACUCUGCAGGUAACUGGUCACUCGAGGGAACUGUUUACCGGUUCAGAGCAUCCUCCUCAUAGACUAGUAACUAAGCGUUUCUUUUCCUUCCAUCUAAAACAACAAAUUAGUAUAGGUAAUAGCAUGAUUUGUAGUGAUAUUUGGCAUAAAUACCACGAGUGAUAUUUCAGAAUUAUUAUUAUUGAAAUUUGAGACAAUUUUGAAACGUCACGAGUGGUAUUUAUACCAAAUAUCACGUACAAAUCAUGCUUGUCUAUUAUUUGUUUAUACUACUACCCGCAAAAUGUUUGUAAUUUUCACAUGUAGGUAUUUCAAACUAAGCUGAAAUACCACUGACUGCUCUAAGCCAAUCAAAUUGCAGAAAUUUCUCAUGUAGUAGUAUAAGAUCCUGAAUAGCAUCGGCAGGUACUUUCGUGCCGUGUAGAUACAGCAACGACUGAGUACAAUGUAUCUCCGGUACGAAAUAGGCCACUUCAAUAAAAAAAAGCCAUUCUAGUCUUAUGGGCUUCUUAUUUGAGCUAGACUGGCUUGCUUUGCCAAGGUAACUCAGUUUAUCUUGGCUUUGCAUGAUGAAACCCAGUCGGGGGCUGUCGUGUUUACAGGGAGUCUGCAAAUAGUCAAUGAGCAGUGUGUUACCCGCUUUCCUGUUGCUUUUUUAGUUCGCCGGACUGGUCCGGCGAGCGUUAGUACAGGGCAAAUCUGCAUCUUGCUUAGCCGUGAUACUGGCACCAGAGUACUAGGAUCUUAGUUAACCUGGUUUGCUCGGCUGCUUGUGAUCAUAAUAGUUGUUGUUGCUUUCCAUUAAUGCUCCGAGGUCUCGACAAAUAAAGCUAGUCAUGGCUGGGCCAGCCCAGCUCAUACUGGUCUCCGCGGCAGCCGUUUUUGUUUCCUCACACAACAUUCCUCCACCUUUCCUCCUCAUCACCAUCCUCGUGCUUCUUGGGGUGGAGCGUCGCGUUACGAGACAAAAACGACUGCUUAGUAGACUAGGCUUAAACAAUGGACUCCCUUAAUUUCGCCGGAGCGUAGUUAUUUCAGUUUCCAUUGUUGGGCUGACAACAAUUUUUGUAAAUGCAGUUGGGACUAAGUUGUUUCUGUGAUUAACAAUUUAUGUAUGGUAGUUGAAAAUGGUACAUAUUUUGCUCUUUAUGGUAGAAAUAAUGUAAAAUGGUUGGUUUUGAAAAAACCAAAACCCAGGCGUAUUUUAUCCUAUUAAAUUACUAACGAGUUUUUCUUUUAUUUUGUUUUUAUACAUAUUUUUAUUAGUUCCCGUUAGGCACCGAGCAAUUACCAGGGCUAACAACAGUACAGGUAGCGUUUGUAUUAGUUAAAAAGUAAUAAACAUUUUUUGCCAUUUUUCCCUGCCUGCGUAGCGCGUUGUUACGAAUUUCUGUUUGCCAGUUACAGAGCACGAUUUGCUUUUCGGAGCACUCUUUGUUGUAUAUUUAGAUCUCGUUAUAACCAAGUGAAGAACAUGCUGCCGGUCUUCUCGCCUCAAACCCUAAUAAGGUCGCGACAAAGUGGCUGCUGACAUUUUCAUCAACAAGAGUUACGGUUGCUGUAUCAUUGUUGAAUUUUUGGGUUCUUCAUUCAUUUCAGUAAAUCACUGUAGGGAUAAAUAAUUUAUCCACCCUGUUCGAAGAGAGUUUGAAAUUGCUUUCCUGUGCCAGUUGCUUAGUUAUUUCCUUUUUUCCCUUUUUUAAAUGGUUCUUAUUACUGCUGGGGUGCCUCAAGGGUCUAAACUAGACCCCUUGCUAGACACCCCAGGACGUAGACGAUACCACGUAGAAUUAUUGGAGAGGGGCCAAAAUUGCGUGUCGUGAGGAUCAUGGCGCACAAAAUCAGUCUUUUCCUUCUUUCAUUUAAAAUGUUUUCUGGUUUUUUUUUUAACUUUGAUUAUUAUCAACUUUUUACAGCAAACGCUGCUACCGACAACUUACCUUCAAAUCAAGAGAAUGGCAACGGUAAUUAUAAAAGAUGACAUUACCUAUUGGCUAUAACUUUUAGUUUAAUGUAUUAACUCUUUCACUUGACAAAUAACCUUCCUUUCAAUUAUAAAUUUAUAUUUGUGAAAUCCUAGGAAAUAAGUAAUACCAUACACAAGAUGUGUCAAAGAAGUUUUAUUUGAAUGUAACACCAUAGGAUAUCCUCAGUCUACAGAUUUAAAAGUUAGUGCAACAAAUAAUCUCGCUGUUUCCCGGUCUCGGAGAGAUUAAAAAUGUCGUUUGCUAUUUGGUGAAGAAGUUUCCGCCUUGUUAAGAGUCGAAGAAAAUGACUGAAAGACGACAGGACUAACUCCAGUGUCGUUGUGGCGUUGAGGGAGGUGCCCGACAUGGUGAUUCUCAAAUUUGUUCUUUUAUACCGACAUUAAUUAAGGGAGUAGGAGUAGGAGGGGUGGGGGGUGGGGGAGGGGGCGGCUUAUUUGAAGGCGGGCGCUUUUUUAACAGUUUUAUUUGAACUGGACGCUAAUACAGUAUACUUUCAGUCGAAAUCUGUUCAUUGCAUCUUCCUCAACUGCCAGUUCUCAAUCUUAAUUCUGGGCUGAUAGAAAUUCGGUAAAUGCGAUCAUAUUAUUUUAACUUUUUUUUAAUCUAUAAAUUCUUUGACAUCUUGUAACCUCAAAUUAUUAACCAAUUAUUCGAAGCCUAGUAUGUUAAGAAGUUUACUUUUAAAACUUCUUUGUAAUCUCGACCGUCUUCCCCUUUUCAUUUAUUCACUAUUUUAUUUUGUCUUUAUAUUUAUUUAUUUAUUAUUUUAUUUAAAUUAAUUUUGUAAAGUGUUGUAAAUACUGAAGUGUAGGUUGUCUAUAUUUAAUUCUAAGGACAUAUCUUGGAUUCUUGGCGAAUUCCUUGAAUCCAUUUUGCUUCACUUUCUCUUUCGUAGAAAGCUACUACAGCUGUUACUACCCAGAAAGCGAAGCCUUCCGCCAACAAGUCGCCGCUAUUGUGAACAAAUUCCGAGCCAAUGGUUAUAAUGUCAUCAUGGAUGCAAUGGUAUCCCACGAAAUUAGCUCGCUAGGUCCUACAAAAUGGGCUGAAGUACAGAUCAGAAAAGCGAAAAAAGUGUUGGUUUUUCUUUCUCCCGGGCUUUUGAAAUUAUCACUUGGAUACGAAGACAUGCCGCGGUCUGAGGUAGAGUGUAAUUGAAUAUAUCAGCACUUCAGAACUUGUUUUAUGUCUGGUCUUGACUUCUAAUUAGAUGCUGAUCUGUUUCAGGGAUUUACAUUGUAAUGAAAAAGGCUGAUGCAUGCCGGUGCUUCAUGAUUCAAACGAAAUAUUAUUUAUAACAUCCAACAAAAGUUAAGCGCUCGCUCUGGUUGUGCGCUCAACAAAGCUGUGCGUUCCACUUUCUUAGUGACUAUAUUUUGUUUUUAAUUUGCCUCACAAUUUGCAAAGGUUUUUGUGUUAGUACUGAGAGAAGGUUUACAAAAACCGUUACAAAUAACGUAAAAAGGCCUUACAGUCCACAUUGAGAUGGAGAACUUCUUACUCAGCGAAAAGACUUUUAAAAGAAAAGAUUUUGCAAAAACAGAUUUACGCACGCCAUAGCGCCAGCUGCAGCGCGCACAAAUGACUUACUUUUAUUCCCCAGCUAACUGUGAGAAAAAUUAAAGUUGUUCUUUUUUGACGUUAUAAAAGAAAUGGUAAACGUUGCAGCUGUCCUCAAGGGAGGUUUGCUAAGCACUCAAGAAGCUAGUAAAAUUGUCGGCUACGCCUCGAGUAACUCUUACGCUUCCAUUUGUGCUUGGCAAUCUCCCGCGUGCAUCCAUAAUCCGAUAGUUGCAUCCUGCUCGUUUACCAUUUCUUAAAUCUGUAACAUUACAACGCACUUUUUUUUUGUCAAUGAUAGGAUGCCAAUCGUGUGUGGUGUGAGUUGGAAGUUCUGCGAAGUAUCUACAACAGAAGUCGCUCUGCCGCAAAGACGGUUUGCUUAGAGCUGCCAGACAUGCCAGUAUCGUCAAUGGAACAUCCUGUGUUUUUUAAAGUUAUCUACAAAUGGCCAAACGAUUUUGAGAAAAUCCUUCGUGGUCUAAACGACAGACCUUCUAUAUUGCCGAAAUAAGAAGUCCUGUUUAGGCGCUCUACUGCAGAGUGUUGUUCACAGUUGUGGGUAGCUUACCCAUGCCCGUAUAGUAGCCUAAGAAAAUAACCCACAUGAUUUCGCAAAGCCACUUCUGGUUUCCCCGCGAGAUCAGGUUAGUGACUCGUCAUCAGUAUGGGGAAUUUCUCCGCUCGUUCCUCAGACGUCGCUGGGAAAUCAGUAGUGGGCAGUGCUGGAUCCAGACCUUGAGAUAAGGAAGGGGA
Molecule: messenger RNA, 23935 nt
Organism: Porites lobata
Lineage: Eukaryota; Metazoa; Cnidaria; Anthozoa; Scleractinia; Poritidae
Source: the annotation of a GenBank genome assembly